Nicotiana tabacum (common tobacco) is the source of this 3377-nucleotide messenger RNA. RefSeq lists its product as uncharacterized. Gene Ontology annotation, biological process: protein phosphorylation. The record is from RefSeq and is a predicted model, not a curated record. Lineage: Eukaryota; Viridiplantae; Streptophyta; Magnoliopsida; Solanales; Solanaceae. Gene Ontology annotation, molecular function: ATP binding; protein kinase activity; receptor serine/threonine kinase binding.
GCCCCCUCCCCACACAACAAAUGCCCAACAAAUUUCCCUUUCCCCAUUCUCUCUCUUUUUCCAUAUGAAAUACUACAACACUUGAUCCUUUUCUUUCCCCUCAUUUCUUUCAAUUCCCAAAACCAUCUGAAACACUAUGCAAGCUUAACUCGUACAUAGAUUUUCUUGAUACCCUUUCUUAUUUUCUUGAAGUUUUCAGCUUCCAAAUCAUCUUCUUUACAAAGCCAAAAUGAACUUAAGGUAUGCCCCCCAUAUAGCUUAUAUAGUUAUAUUCUUGUCUUUUCCUCUUCAGCUAGUGUUUUCCCAAUUGCCCACUGACCAAAUUAAUGCCAUGAGAAAGGUCUAUGAUAUGCUUCAGAAUGAUACUGCUACUUCUUUUAUAUGGGAUAGGAUUAAUAAAAGUUCAAAUCCAUGUUCUUGGAAAGGAAUUUCUUGCACUUCUAAUGAUUCUUCCAUUACCAAAGUUUCAUUUUCAUUGUUUUCAAUUUCUAGCUCUGAGGUCUUGCCUGUUAUUUGUCAAAUUAAUACAUUGGAGUCUCUUGAUAUUUCUCAGAACCAUUUGAGCUCAAUCCCAAGUGGGUUUAUUAUUGGUUGUGGGGGGGUUACUGGCUUAAAAUUAUUGAACUUUAGUAGGAAUAAAUUGGAGGGUUCUUUGCCUAAUUUCACUGGUUUUGGAAAGUUGGAGUCUUUGGACUUUUCUCAUAAUAACUUGAAUGGGAAAGUUGACUUGCAGUUGGAUGGAUUGAACUCACUCAAGAGUUUGAACCUUAGCUUCAACAAUUUUUCUGGUUCAGUUCCUACCAGUCUUGGAAAAUUUAAUCUUUUGGAGGAGCUUCAACUUUCUGCAAAUGUUUUUCAAGGUGAAUUCCCCACUCAAAUUGUGAACUUUGGCAACUUAACUUUGAUUGACCUUUCUCUUAACUCUCUAUCUGGCGUCAUUCCUGAUAGAUUAGGAGAACUUUCCAAAUUGCAAGUUUUGAUUUUAUCAGCCAAUAAUUUGAGUGGAACAAUCCCACAAUCCAUUGGGAAUAUCAAAACAUUGACACGUUUUGCUGCGAAUCAGAAUCAUUUUAUUGGAAAUAUACCCCUUGGCUUAACCAAGAACCUGAGGAAUUUAGACCUCAGCUUUAACAGUUUAACUGGUAUAAUACCUCAGGACCUGUUAUCCCCAAUGAACUUGCAGUUUCUUGAUCUGACUUCCAAUAAGUUGGAGGGACCUGUUCCUACGAACUUGUCGAUAAAUUCAAUCAGGUUGAGAUUGGGCCAAAAUGCUUUGAAUGGGUCGAUUACAUCUGUUUCUUUUGGAAUCCUUCAGAGUUUGACCUACUUGGAGCUGGACAACAACCAGCUAAGUGGACCAAUUCCUUCUGAAUUGGGGAAGUGCCAAAACUUGGCGCUUUUGAACUUAGCCCAGAAUAAGCUGAGUGGUGUUAUUCCAGUAGAGUUGGGUGAUAUUUCUAAUCUUCAGGUACUGAGUCUUCAGUCCAAUAACCUAGUUGGGGAUAUUCCGAGUAACAUUUCGCAGUUGAAUAGAUUGCAGAAGCUCAAUAUGAGCUGGAAUUCAUUGAAUGGCUCCAUACCAAGUUCAAUAGCCAGUUUGAAAAACCUCACAAACUUGAAUUUGCAGGGGAAUAAGCUAAGUGGUCAAAUUCCGCCUAACAUUAGUAACUUAAAUUUGUUGUUAGAACUCCAACUUGGAGGGAACCAACUUGGUGGGGUGAUUCCAGCAAUGCCGCUAAGUUUGCAGAUUGCUUUGAAUCUCAGUCACAAUCUCUUUGAAGGACCUAUACCAAUUACUCUAUCUAGAUUGACUUCAUUGGAAGUUUUGGAUCUCUCUUACAACAGGUUCUCAGGUCAGAUUCCCGACUUUCUGACUAAAAUGGGAGGCUUGACUAGGUUGGUGCUUUCAAACAAUCAACUCUCUGGAGUUCGUCCGGAGUUUGGAAGCUUUGUCAUUGUUGAGACAAGUGGAAAUAGGGAUCUGAUCAAUCCUUUCCCGAUCACUCCACCUGAAGCCGCAAAAAAGAGAAAAUCUAUAGUUAUUGCAGUUGUUGUCCCAAUAGCAGGCGUAGCGGUAAUUGCCCUUUUCACCUUGAUUGCUAUUUCAAUAUCUAGAAGAUAUUACAGGAUUAAUGAUGAUCAUUUUCACUCGGGAGAGGAAGGUUCUCAAUCCCCUGUCAUCCAGGGAAAGGUUUUGACUGCAAACAGCAUUCACAAGUCUAAUAUAGACUUCACGAAAGCCAUGGUAGUAGUGUCUGAUCCCUUAAAUGUUGUGUUCAAGACAAGAUUCUCGACCUACUAUAAAGCUGUUAUGCCGUCGGGGACAACCUAUUUUGUCAAGAAGCUUAAUUGGAGUGACAAAAUAUUUCAGUUGGGAGGCCAUGAACUAUUCGGGGAAGAGCUCAAGAAUCUCGGAAAGCUGAAUAAUUCAAAUAUCAUGAUUCCACUAGGCUAUCUUUUGGUUGCCGAUAGUGCUUAUCUCUUCUAUGAGUUUGCCCCUAUUGGCACCUUAUAUGAUGUUCUUCGUGGUAGCUUGGGAUACUCGUUGGAUUGGGCAAGUCGUUACAGCAUCGCUAUUGGAGUGGCUCAGGGUUUAGCUUUUCUACAUGGAUGCAACUCCGGUCCAAUCCUACUCCUCGAUCUUUCCAGCAAGAGCGUUCUCUUGAAGUCCCAGAAUGAGGCUCAGAUAGGAGACAUUGAACUCUACAAGGUGAUCGAUCCUUCAAAGAGCACAGGAAGCUUUUCUGCUGUUGCUGGUUCUGUCGGUUAUAUUCCUCCAGAAUAUGCAUACACAAUGAGAGUCGCAAUGGCGGGAAAUGUAUAUAGCUUUGGAGUUGUCCUGCUGGAAUUGUUGACAGGAAGGCCUGCAGUUAGUCAGGGAACUGAGUUAGCCAAGUCGGUGUUGAGCGACUCUGAGCAGCACAACAAGUGGGAUCACAUUCUUGAUUCUAGCAUUUGUAAGACGUCGCUCAACGUUAGGAGCCAGAUGUUAGCUGUCCUCAAAGUGGCUCUAGCUUGUGUUAGUAUCUCACCAGAAGGCCGGCCUAAAAUGAAGAGCGUGCUUCGGAUGCUUCUCAAUGCAAGGUAAUCGGGUGUCAAAUUAAACAAAAGUAAUGAGCGCGAAGAUGGUUUUUCUAUUAACUUGCUUUUCUUUCUGUUUUGGGGAGGAGCCACGAGCAGUGAAUGGGUUGUGAACUAUGCAUAAUAUGCCAGUUUUGCCAGUUUAUAUAUAUAUUAAUAUACAUGUAGGUAUAUGAUAGUAGCUACAUAACUUUGAAUAUGAUCUUAGUUCUCAUUGUAACAUAGUCCAUUUUUCUUGUUCAUGUGUAAUAUGUAUAAAAGGUCUUUUGGGAAUGGAUCCGAUUUAACUUCUUUCA